Messenger RNA from Juglans regia (Persian walnut), 1273 nucleotides. RefSeq lists its product as uncharacterized. The coding region runs from base 211 to 489 and encodes 92 amino acids. The transcript has 3 exons. NCBI's taxonomy places the organism in Eukaryota, Viridiplantae, Streptophyta, Magnoliopsida, Fagales, Juglandaceae. The record is from RefSeq and is a predicted model, not a curated record.
CUCCAGAAGCCACAUCUAUCGACUCUCAUAGAACGUAGAUGCCCCGUGCUGUAAAUCAGAGGGAUUCAAGUUUUCAACACUCUUAAGGCUUUAAGCUCUACGCUAGUGCCUGUACUCCUUCACAACACCAGAUCAGUGUCAUCGUUCAUCCCCCUAAACCCUCGAAAACCCCUCGCUUCGUUGCUUUGUCUCCGACUCGAUUUGAGAAAUAUGGCUUGGCGCUCAGGAUCGCUGUCUCGGUCGUUGAUUUCGACUGCUAGGACCUCAUCGCUCCGCUCAUCACCGCCUCUCCCCCGCGUACGCACGCCCCCUCUUGCCGCUCCACGCGUCCAGUCCCGCCGCUUCUCUUUCGCUACUGCCCCCAGGAACUUGGGAGAACUGGGAUGCACACAGUCACUCCUGCCACUGGGCAACAUGUUGGCUACGACCUGCCUCACAUCUCACCUUGCCGUCAACAUGCGGGCUUUUUGUGAGCUGUCCCAUGUGUAGUAUUUAUAUCAUGUGACACUGAGGAGUAUCCAGCUUCAUAUUUUUUUGCCUCCCCCACAUAAGAAGAUUUGCCUUGUAAAUGAACCAUUGCCAUGUCAUGUACUUUCCGUCAUGUAAUUGUUAGCAAGAGCACCAUUUGGAAUUUUCUGACAUAAAAUUCAGGGAAGUAGUAACUCUUGCUAUCUGUCUUAAUAAUGCGUAUCGAUGUAGCUGAAUGUUAAGCUAUGACCUGUUUAUAUGUCUUCAAAAUAAAUUUCAUGUUUUCUAUGAACUUGGUGUGUUUCUUUCAUCAUAGUCAUGACUGAAAAGAACUUCAAAGAGUGGAUUUAUUCGCUUGAACACCUUUUUCCCACACCCAAACUUUUCUUUUCUUCUUUUUUUAGUUUCAAUUACAUAUUGAGCAUGUUUUACUUAGGGAAACAUUUUGUCAAGGCUAUUCUUGUGGUUUCUCUUUCCAAUACUAAUCACUAGUCAUUUGUGAAACAAGUAAUACUAUCUUUGGGUCUAUUGGGCUUUACCGAUGUUAUGGAAUCACUUGGUGUAGGUAUUUAUUCGCUUGAACACCUUUUUCCCACAACCAAGCUUUUCUUUUCUUCUUUCUUUUUUCUUUUAGUUUCAAUUACAUAUCGAGCAUGUUUUACUUGGAGGGAAACAUUUUGUUAAGGCUAUCCUUGUGGUUUCUCUUUCCAAUACUAAUCACUUGUCAUUUGGGAAGCAAGUAAUAUUAUCUUUGGGUCUAUUGGGCUUUGCCAAUGUGGAAUCAUCACUUUUACACAUGUUAUAU